UGGCCUCAGAAGGUUAUCCAUCUCUCCUGCCAACCAUGGAGACAUAUUUAGACAGGACCAGGUGGGGACUGAGGGGUGCCAAUUUCAGGGGGCAGCUCCGGUUCCCUCCCCGCCCCCUGCUCCUAUUCCUCCUCCUGACCCUUUUUCCCUUGGCUCUGUCGGCAGUUUCUCCAGGACUCAGCAGUGUCCUCUGUCCACUGCUCUGGGUCAUUCCCCAAUCCCCCCUCCCACUUGAGCCCUUAACUCAGAAUCUGGGACCCAGGGGCCCCUCCCUACCCCAGCUAACCUCUUCUGGACCAGGAGAGCCAACCCAGAUCCCACUACCUCCAUGAGCACUACAGACAGGAUGGGGCCCAGAGCUGUGCCGGGUCUGCCGCUGGCGCUGCUGUUGCUGCUGGUGCUAGGGACACCCAAGUCAGGGGUACAGGGGGAGGAAGGGCUGGACUUCCCUGAGUACGAUGGUGUGGACCGUGUGAUCAAUGUCAAUGCAAAGAACUACAAGAAUGUGUUCAAGAAGUAUGAGGUGCUGGCACUCCUCUACCAUGAACCCCCCGAGGAUGACAAGGCCUCACAAAGACAAUUUGAGAUGGAGGAGCUGAUCCUGGAGUUAGCAGCCCAAGUCCUAGAAGACAAGGGUGUUGGCUUCGGGCUGGUAGACUCUGAGAAGGAUGCAGCUGUGGCCAAGAAACUAGGCCUAACUGAAGUUGACAGCAUGUAUGUAUUCAAGGGAGAUGAAGUCAUUGAGUACGAUGGCGAGUUUUCUGCUGACACCAUCGUGGAGUUUCUGCUUGAUGUCCUAGAGGACCCUGUGGAAUUGAUUGAAGGUGAACGAGAGCUGCAGGCAUUUGAGAAUAUUGAGGAUGAGAUCAAACUCAUUGGCUACUUCAAGAGCAAAGACUCAGAGCAUUACAAAGCCUUCGAGGAUGCGGCUGAGGAGUUUCAUCCCUACAUCCCCUUCUUCGCCACCUUCGACAGCAAGGUGGCAAAGAAGCUGACCCUGAAGCUGAAUGAGAUUGAUUUCUACGAGGCCUUCACGGAAGAGCCUGUGACCAUCCCAGACAAGCCCAACAGCGAAGAGGAGAUUGUCAACUUCGUGGAGGAGCACAGGAGAUCAACCCUGAGGAAACUGAAGCCAGAGAGUAUGUAUGAGACCUGGGAGGAUGAUAUGGAUGGAAUCCACAUUGUGGCCUUCGCAGAGGAAGCUGAUCCUGAUGGUUUCGAGUUCUUAGAGACUCUCAAGGCUGUGGCCCAAGAUAACACUGAAAACCCAGAUCUUAGCAUCAUCUGGAUUGACCCUGAUGACUUCCCCCUGCUGGUCCCAUACUGGGAGAAGACGUUUGACAUCGACUUGUCAGCCCCACAAAUAGGAGUCGUCAAUGUUACUGAUGCGGAUAGCGUAUGGAUGGAAAUGGACGACGAGGAGGACCUGCCUUCUGCUGAGGAGCUGGAGGACUGGCUGGAGGAUGUGCUGGAGGGCGAGAUCAACACAGAGGACGAUGACGAUGAUGAUGAUGAUGAUGACUAGUUGCUAUGGCAACCAUCUUUCAGCCCCAAUGGUCUUUUCAUGCUCUCUCCUGCCUUCCCUUGUCCUUCCCUGAGUUCCUCCAGGGAGACUAGGUUAUCUCUGCCAUAGAGCUAACUGGGGUCUAUACGCUGGGUGCUGAGACCCUGAUCCCCCUCAUUUGAUGAGGAAAUGAGCUACUUUUCUCUAGACACCAGCCCAGCUCUCUCUUACCUGACUUCUGUUUCUUAUCCCAUAACUUACUUGUAUCUAUUAUGUGUCUCUUCCAUCACUCUCCAUACUCUUUCUUGUGAUUCUCCUCUAGCCAUAUAUAUGGGCCCCAUCUCUGUUCUGUUCCCUCCAUCUAUGCACAGCUUUCCCCCACUCUCUCUAAUCCUGUAUCUUUCUGACUGUCCUGUCCUUGACCAGAAGGAAGGGAGAAUACUGUGUUUGGGACUGUAUCUCAGCAAUCACUUGUUAAUGUAUUUGGGUCAAAUGAGAGGCCUCAAUAAAGACAUCUGGGGCAGCAUGAA
This is a messenger RNA of Pongo pygmaeus (Bornean orangutan), 2034 nucleotides long. It is a transcript of the gene CASQ1, whose product is annotated as calsequestrin 1. Gene Ontology annotation, cellular component: sarcoplasmic reticulum lumen; Z disc. Lineage: Eukaryota; Metazoa; Chordata; Mammalia; Primates; Hominidae. Gene Ontology annotation, biological process: regulation of skeletal muscle contraction by regulation of release of sequestered calcium ion. The transcript has 11 exons. Gene Ontology annotation, molecular function: calcium ion binding. The record is from RefSeq and is a predicted model, not a curated record. The coding region runs from base 329 to 1525 and encodes 398 amino acids.